Molecule: messenger RNA, 4198 nt
Organism: Homo sapiens (human)
Lineage: Eukaryota; Metazoa; Chordata; Mammalia; Primates; Hominidae
Gene: PERP
Product: p53 apoptosis effector related to PMP22
Exons: 3
Coding region: 80-661 (193 amino acids)
Biological process (GO): mammary gland duct morphogenesis; positive regulation of T cell apoptotic process; tissue homeostasis
Cellular component (GO): plasma membrane; Golgi apparatus; desmosome
Source: RefSeq, marked validated
ACUCUCUGCUGUCGCCCGUCCCGCGCGCUCCUCCGACCCGCUCCGCUCCGCUCCGCUCGGCCCCGCGCCGCCCGUCAACAUGAUCCGCUGCGGCCUGGCCUGCGAGCGCUGCCGCUGGAUCCUGCCCCUGCUCCUACUCAGCGCCAUCGCCUUCGACAUCAUCGCGCUGGCCGGCCGCGGCUGGUUGCAGUCUAGCGACCACGGCCAGACGUCCUCGCUGUGGUGGAAAUGCUCCCAAGAGGGCGGCGGCAGCGGGUCCUACGAGGAGGGCUGUCAGAGCCUCAUGGAGUACGCGUGGGGUAGAGCAGCGGCUGCCAUGCUCUUCUGUGGCUUCAUCAUCCUGGUGAUCUGUUUCAUCCUCUCCUUCUUCGCCCUCUGUGGACCCCAGAUGCUUGUCUUCCUGAGAGUGAUUGGAGGUCUCCUUGCCUUGGCUGCUGUGUUCCAGAUCAUCUCCCUGGUAAUUUACCCCGUGAAGUACACCCAGACCUUCACCCUUCAUGCCAACCCUGCUGUCACUUACAUCUAUAACUGGGCCUACGGCUUUGGGUGGGCAGCCACGAUUAUCCUGAUUGGCUGUGCCUUCUUCUUCUGCUGCCUCCCCAACUACGAAGAUGACCUUCUGGGCAAUGCCAAGCCCAGGUACUUCUACACAUCUGCCUAACUUGGGAAUGAAUGUGGGAGAAAAUCGCUGCUGCUGAGAUGGACUCCAGAAGAAGAAACUGUUUCUCCAGGCGACUUUGAACCCAUUUUUUGGCAGUGUUCAUAUUAUUAAACUAGUCAAAAAUGCUAAAAUAAUUUGGGAGAAAAUAUUUUUUAAGUAGUGUUAUAGUUUCAUGUUUAUCUUUUAUUAUGUUUUGUGAAGUUGUGUCUUUUCACUAAUUACCUAUACUAUGCCAAUAUUUCCUUAUAUCUAUCCAUAACAUUUAUACUACAUUUGUAAGAGAAUAUGCACGUGAAACUUAACACUUUAUAAGGUAAAAAUGAGGUUUCCAAGAUUUAAUAAUCUGAUCAAGUUCUUGUUAUUUCCAAAUAGAAUGGACUCGGUCUGUUAAGGGCUAAGGAGAAGAGGAAGAUAAGGUUAAAAGUUGUUAAUGACCAAACAUUCUAAAAGAAAUGCAAAAAAAAAGUUUAUUUUCAAGCCUUCGAACUAUUUAAGGAAAGCAAAAUCAUUUCCUAAAUGCAUAUCAUUUGUGAGAAUUUCUCAUUAAUAUCCUGAAUCAUUCAUUUUAGCUAAGGCUUCAUGUUGACUCGAUAUGUCAUCUAGGAAAGUACUAUUUCAUGGUCCAAACCUGUUGCCAUAGUUGGUAAGGCUUUCCUUUAAGUGUGAAAUAUUUAGAUGAAAUUUUCUCUUUUAAAGUUCUUUAUAGGGUUAGGGUGUGGGAAAAUGCUAUAUUAAUAAAUCUGUAGUGUUUUGUGUUUAUAUGUUCAGAACCAGAGUAGACUGGAUUGAAAGAUGGACUGGGUCUAAUUUAUCAUGACUGAUAGAUCUGGUUAAGUUGUGUAGUAAAGCAUUAGGAGGGUCAUUCUUGUCACAAAAGUGCCACUAAAACAGCCUCAGGAGAAUAAAUGACUUGCUUUUCUAAAUCUCAGGUUUAUCUGGGCUCUAUCAUAUAGACAGGCUUCUGAUAGUUUGCAACUGUAAGCAGAAACCUACAUAUAGUUAAAAUCCUGGUCUUUCUUGGUAAACAGAUUUUAAAUGUCUGAUAUAAAACAUGCCACAGGAGAAUUCGGGGAUUUGAGUUUCUCUGAAUAGCAUAUAUAUGAUGCAUCGGAUAGGUCAUUAUGAUUUUUUACCAUUUCGACUUACAUAAUGAAAACCAAUUCAUUUUAAAUAUCAGAUUAUUAUUUUGUAAGUUGUGGAAAAAGCUAAUUGUAGUUUUCAUUAUGAAGUUUUCCCAAUAAACCAGGUAUUCUAAACUUGUUUCCAGUUUGUAGUUUUUCCAUUUUUCAAAUCUGGGGAAAGGAAUUAAAAAAAAAAUGGGUAAUAAGAACAUGGGAUAUAAUGAAAAGUGGUUUUUGUUUGUUUUUUUGUUUGAAGUUUUAAGGGCCUUGCUCAUUUUAGGUGUCCAAAACCAAUUUUUGAGUGGAGAUUAAUGAAUUCUAAUAGUCUAUUCCCUGAACUUUUCCUCAAUGAACAAUACCCUAGACACACAUUAAACAAUUUCUCUGCAGUGCUAUCAACCAGAGGAAAAUGGACUAAGAGAUUUCUGGCAGGUUCAGACACCCGGGGGACAUGUGUGCAGUGUAGCUGAAGCCUCCUCCUUGUGCUGGGGUCCCCUUCCAUUCAGGUGGUGGGGUAGCAGUCUCUCUAUUUUCCCCUUGCCCUCCUUCCCAUUUUAUCAUUUGUUAUUUUUUUUCCCACCAUAAGUCAUAUGUUACUUCCACUAUGGUGUAUGUCAUUGUGAGGAUGGGUGCAGAGAGGCUGGGUGGGAGAACGGAAAUAUAUCUCCCUAGGGCUACUGUUGGCCAGCUAGUCCUUGGCAGUGAAUUUUUCUAUGCUUUUCAAAAUGCGAGGUGAAUGUUUCUCAUAGAGAAAUGUAAUCUGGGUGAUUAUACCAAAAUUGAAAAGAAAAACCCACACAACUAUGCCGUGGCUGGUGGAGAAUUUGAAGUGGUCAUUAAAAAUGUUAAAAAUCCCAUCUUUUAAAGUGAUACCACAGCUCAUUCAAGAAGAUACUGGAUAUCUAGAGAUUAAGAAACGUGGUCUCCUGUUAAACAUGAAAAUGACUCCGUUUAUAAGCUUCUCUACCACAUGCACUUGUCUUUGCAUGAUUUCCCAUCCAGCCUUCUUCCCCUCCUCAAUCACACAAUACCUUAACGGCGCACAUUUAGGAAAAAUGCAACCUCCUGGGACCAACGAGCCUGAUAUAAUAGAACCAUGUCAACCUAAAGUAUUUAUGACAAAGAUAAACUCUUAUUUUGCAGAAAUGGUCUGCUUCCUUCAGCCUUGUUCUAGUAUAGAGAUCUGCCAUUCCUUGUUGAUCCAGAUUCACCAAGACAGAUACCUUUAUGUCAUAACAGAAGGGAAGUUCCAGAGGAUUCUGGAGAGUAAUGAAGAAUUGGGCUGAGAAACCACCUGAAGGCUAACAGUGCAUUGCAUGAGAUUUCCCACAGUAAAGCUGAGGUGCUUUUUGGUUCAGUAAUUAAAUAUUGAGUUCCCACCCUUUAAAUAAGCAGUUCUAGGUUCCUAAGCAAUUAUUUCACUCUGUAAGUAGCCAGACAUGCUAAGUGGCACUUACUGCUGAUUGUAACAAAGAAGUAAUAUAUCAAGGUCUUUCCAUGUUCACACAAGGUAGCUUGUGUGUAAUAACUUAGCUUCAAAACCAUAGACUGCAGAACUCACAAGUUCAACAGCCUUUCCUUUUUUAAGGAAAUGAAAACAAUGGAAAAUAUAGUCAUCAUAACUUAAUUCGGUUUAUUUUUUUUUUCUGUAAACUCCCCCUGAAAGACAUUCCUAUUAAUACAGUAAAUGUGAACACUGACUUGUUUUUAUAAGCACAUCUGAAAGGGCAUAUUUGAGUCUCAUCCCAACUUUGGUCCUUGCUAUCUGUGCAGGCUUGGGCAGGUCAUCUCCCUGCUGGUCUCAAUAUCCUCACCUGUAAAAUGAUUGUAAAUGAUCCCCCUACCUUCAAGAUUCUCUGAUUGAUAGAAUUUUUUCUUUAAUUAAAAAAUUUUAAAUAUUCCUUGAGUUGGAAGCACUGAUCAAUAAGUGGAUUGCUUAGGGAGGUUGGAACGAAUAGAUUCAGUCCCAACUUCCUCUUUUAAAUUCCCUCUUCCUCACUCUUCCUGCAACACUUAUUUUUACAGUUGAGUUUUAAAAAUAAGUAAUAUAUAAAAUAAUUUCUGUAGUGUGGUUUCAGAUUUAAAAAUUCCUGCAGACAGGCUGGGCUUGCAACCCCAUCAGUCGAUGGUCAGAGCCCUUUGCUUUUUGAGACCAUUUUUAGGUGAGCUUGGCUUGCCUGGAUACAGUGUGCAGUGCAUUCUUCCUGAAUUUUGCAAUUCUGGUAUCUGGGUGUAUUUUCUAGGUGUGUCAGGGUGAGUGUAAUCCACCUAGGGUGUGGAAAAAGCCAAGAAAGGGAAAUUAAAAGAGGUUCCUAUCCAGUCAUGUUAAUGAUCUUCCACUUGUACUAUCCUGUGCUUCGUUGUUAACCUCGAAAACAUACUUUGUUGGCUGCAAAAAUAAACAAAGGGAAACUCA